Molecule: messenger RNA, 2277 nt
Organism: Coregonus clupeaformis (lake whitefish)
Lineage: Eukaryota; Metazoa; Chordata; Actinopteri; Salmoniformes; Salmonidae
Product: WD repeat-containing protein 87-like
Exons: 5
Coding region: 289-849 (186 amino acids)
Molecular function (GO): protein binding
Source: RefSeq, a predicted model, not a curated record
GUGUGGAGGAAGAGACAGCCCUGUAUCUGGAUGCUACUCCCGCAAUGCAGUUCCGAUACUCCUGUGCACAGAACUACAUAGAGUGCCUCACCGCCAACUCAAGCCUCAGUGGCACUGUGGUGGUGGGCUUCCAAUGGGGACACUCCAUGACCUCGUAUUGGAUGGAGGUGUGGACAGAGAACCUGCGAGGGGAUCUGAGGCACAACCUGAGCCUGCCCCUGGACAGAGGCUACCGGGUGGAGCACCUGGUCUCUGUGCCUAGCCAGCGGGUCUUCGUUGGGGCCUGCGAUGUUCUCUGACCCAACUCAGGGCAUGGCGGUCCUGUACCAGGCCAAUUGCCUGGGCUCUGUGCUGUGUGGCCUGGUGACGGAGAGACAGGCGUCCACGUUUUAUGCGCUCUGCAACUGCGGCAUCAAGAGCUUUGACUUUGUGGGGAAGAAAAAGUACAGGGCUCUCAGGAGCCCUGGUCAGGGUACUCUGCGCUGUGUGUCGCCCGACAGGCUGCAGACGUACCUCUAUACGGGCGACAUGAUUGGAUUUGUGCAGGUGUGGAGCUGGGAUACUAGGAGCCUGCUGCAGGAGUUCAGGGCCCACGCCCGCUCUGUUUCCACGGUCGUCAUGAGGCCCAGCAUCCACACGCUGCUCACCUCCUCCCCGGACGGCUGGGUGAAGGAGUGGAGCUGCAGUGGGGACCUCCUCCUCAAGCUGUUCCUGGAUGGCCCUUGGGGGGUACGCAACCUGUGGCCGCUGGGCAAGCACAGCAUCAUGUGCCACUCCCCUUCGUCAUUCUCCAUCUGGAGGCUCCAGAACCUGUACAGGCUGUUUAAUGGGAUGGGAUACAGCUCCUGAGGCGGGUCGAGAGCAGUCAGGGCCGGGCACAGCUCCUGGCUGUGUCGCAGGAUAGUAUCGCCAGAUUGAUCUCUCUGCCAGCGGGGAGUUGCUACUUCUCUCCUGGCCCCUUCCUCCUCCUGGACCAGGCCCUGGGGUUUGCCUACAACCCUGGUCAGAAGGAACUGUUUGUGGCCAGUGGUAGUCCAGAGGUCCUUGUGAUAGACAUGGCUGUGUGCCCUUGCACAGCUAGGCGGAUCAUCCGGACCUCCAGGGACCAGGACCUGGAUGACAGUGUGAUGUGCCUGGAGGCGGUGAUGGUGGGUGGGGUGGAGUGGGCCGGGGUCAGCGCCCUACCCUGCCUGGUGUUCAGAACUGCACAUAGGUCCUGCUCAGCAUGUUCGAGACCUACGACAUCCCUCCAGAGAUCAUAAAUAACCUCACCUUCUGCCUCCUGAAACAUAUCCAGAAGGGGAACCCCCACUGGAAUCGCCUGGGGGCCAUGAAGAACCUGGAUCAGCUAGAUCACUUCCAGGACAAGUACCUGUACUUGCUGGCGGAGGUUCUCCUAGACCCAGCGAUGGACCUGCGGAAGAUGGCCAAGUACAUCCUGAGCCAGGUCUACGGCAUUGAGAACAAGAUCAGCCUGCUGAAUAGAAUGCAGGCCAAUGAAGACGUAUCCAAGAAGCUCCAUAAACAGCUGGAUAGAAAACUGUGUUGAUGAUCUGGAGCACAAAAGAUCUACAGAUGCUCCCACCAAACCCAUCGGCAGAAGGCUGUCCAGGCGAUAUGUACACAGGGACUCCAGUACAGUUUGCUUUGUUUCCCAGAGUAGUGUCAUUUUGAUACUAAUCAUUUGGGUUAUACCGCCCUUUUCUUCUCUCUCUUCUCAGGGCCCUUCUUGGAGUUCAAAGGACAGGCACUUCAAGCCCAGAGCAAGAUCACAUGUGGACUCCUGACCUCCCUCUUAUGAGGGUAAGGCGGAGGGGGACCCCAACUGGAGGGAGAGCCUGUACAAGCUUGAAUCCCAAUAUGGCUUCCGCUCCCCAAGGGCCAGACCGACCGCUCUUGGCCCUCUGGAUGUCCUGGGGGCUGCCCAUUGCUACCCCUGCACCCUGUCCCCUCUUCAGACCAGGAAGGCCAGCCAGGUGUCCCUGGGCCAGAGGGUGGUGCGGAAGAUCCAGUUGAGGGAGUCGUCGUUGGAGAGGCCCCCCUCCCAGUUCCACCAUGGGCUGCCCCUUCCCUGGCAGCUCAACAGCCACACCAUGGACCCCUCUGGAGAGAGCAUGUAUGGGAGGCUGGAGGUGGACUGGGUGAGGGAGCCAAUGGAGCCCCAGAGAGGGAAGGUGCAGAAAGUGAAGCUUCCCCGAUAAUGUCUAAGUGUCAUCCAUCCUAACCACCAGGGGACAGUGUGGUGCUAAGGUUCCAUUUAGGCAGUGUUAUGUUGUA